Molecule: messenger RNA, 1137 nt
Organism: Aureobasidium musti
Lineage: Eukaryota; Fungi; Ascomycota; Dothideomycetes; Dothideales; Saccotheciaceae
Source: the annotation of a GenBank genome assembly
AUGAACUCGGGUCAGAGAACCGCCAGGCGGCUGGUCGCAUCAUCGAGUAAGUCUGGUCUCAUACGACUGUUGGCCACUCUAACUCAUUUGCAGCCCNGCACGACACCAGAAUCCGUCUGCAACUCUUGCCUCGCCCGGAUAUCUCAAUACCGCUCAGCAUCUACUGCCGCAGCUGUCGCUGCUGAAGUAUCGACCUCGUCGCAAGCCUCACAGAAUGCAGCUGGUGCUCCAGCUAUCCGACCAGCAUAUCAGCUACGCACUGGCGUAGUACUAUCACGACCUCCUGUUUUGACACGCGCCCUUCACCCCUUCGAAAAAGCCUUCUUCCUCUACCAAAAACGUCUGAACGAACGUCUGGCACUUCCUUUCACACGCUACUUCUACUACAAGAAGGGAACACCAGGAGAACGUGAAUGGAAGCGCAAGAUACAGCUGAGAAAGACUCCUGCUCGUGAUGUUGGUGUCUACAAUGCAUACAGCGAGUCUGGCUGGAACGAUGAGGUUUUGGUCAACGACAAGACCAGCGAGCCCGAAUCACAAGUGGAGGCUUUGAUCAGAGAUGCCGAGGGAACAGAUGGCGAAGCAGGAGCCAAGAGAGAGACUAGCCAGGACAUUGUUGUGCAACGGCCAUUGCCCAGAGUCACGGAGCAGGAUCAGAAGGGCGAUCAGACCAGUUUGAACAGACUGCUUGACAGAACCUUGUAUCUGCUGGUCAAGAAUAAGAACGGUGUCUGGAGAUUCCCCGAGGACGAAAUCAAGGGACCCGAAGGCCUGGACCAGGUCAGUCAAACACGGCGGCGGAGCAAACACGUUCAACUACUAACAAUCCNNCAGGCUGCCGAGCGUAUUCUUGUACAAGCAGGAGGUAUCAACAUGAACACAUGGGUCGUUGGAAACGCACCUAUUGGUCACUACUCUGGAAACUUCAAGAAGACUAUCACCAACACGGAGAAGAAGGUAGAGGAGAUCGGCGAGCGUACCUUCUUCAUGAAGGCUCGUAUCAUGGCUGGCCAGGCCAACCUCAAGGCCAACACAUACGGCGACAAGGAGUUCAAGUGGCUCUCGAGCGAAGAGAUUCAGCAGACCGUCACUCCCAAGUACUGGAGUGCUGUUGCCAACAUGCUCACAGGAAGAUAG